Molecule: messenger RNA, 1572 nt
Organism: Aspergillus oryzae RIB40
Lineage: Eukaryota; Fungi; Ascomycota; Eurotiomycetes; Eurotiales; Aspergillaceae
Product: dynein family protein
Exons: 6
Coding region: 1-1572 (523 amino acids)
Biological process (GO): microtubule-based movement; microtubule cytoskeleton organization
Cellular component (GO): centrosome; cytoplasmic dynein complex
Molecular function (GO): dynein heavy chain binding
Source: RefSeq, a predicted model, not a curated record
AUGUUCACUUCAAGUCAUAAUCCUGGGCCCAAGCUCGGGUCGGGAAACAACAGUCGACCCUCGAGCAAAGAUGGCCCAAAGAAGAAUAUCUGGUCUUCUAUGUUAGAUAGCGUCGCCAACGGAAAGCGCUUGCCGGAAAAGAAUCUUCUUAUCCUAGGAGGCACCCCAGAGAGCCAAAGAGAGUUUUUAGACACACUGUCUGCGGACACAUCAGAUCCCAGCUUGUCAAACGACAGGAGGAAGGGAAGGUUACCCCCGGUUGCCAAUCAGUUUGCUUUGGGAUACACCUACCAAGAUGUUCUAGACGCUGACCAAGAAGACACUUUGGCGCGUGUCUCUGCCUAUCUACUUUCCGAACCCUCCCUAUCUUUUGCGCCCCUCCUCAAACCGCUUUUGACCGCCCAAUCUGUCCCGGAGACGCUGGUCGUGAUCCUGCUAGACUGGUCAGACCCUUGGACAUGGGUCCGGCGGCUAAGAGAAUGGGUCCGCCUUUUGCGACAUGUACUCAUUUCUCUAGAUGACGAGACAAAAAUCGUAAUGGAAGAAACUAUGACAGAGUGGAGGGAUCGAAAGAGGGGCAUGGACCCCAGUUCAACAGGGGCACAAGGGCUGACCAGCUCGGGUGGCCCGGUGACGAUACCUUUGGGGCCCGGCGAGUGGGACGAGGGGCUGGGAAUUCCUAUGUGUGUGGUCUGUCAGGGAGCUGAUAAGAUCGAGAAACUGGAGAAGGACCAUGGCUGGCACGAGGAGGAAUUCGAUUUCAUUCUGCAGUUCAUGAGAACAAUUCUUCUCAAACAUGGCGCAUCACUUAUCUAUACUACACCUUUUCUGGUCAACUCGCUUCAGAGCUUAUUACAUUCGUCGCUCGGUAUACACUCGCUCCUAAAGAGACAGUCCCUCAAGCACAACGUGAUUGAUCGCGACAAGAUCCUAGUACCUUCAAACUGGGACUCGUGGGGCAAGAUUCGAAUUAUUAGGGAAGGUUUUGAUAUGGAAGGAGUCUCAACAGCAUGGUCGAUCGAGAUUCAGGAUCCGCCAGAGCCACUCUCUGGUUCGUCGAUGGAUGAUGCUAAGCCUCAAGGCGAAAAUGCAGCCGGUCUGGAUGAUGGAACAAGCGCCGUGGCUAUCUUCGAACAAACGAUCAAAGACCCCAAACGAGAUGCAUCCAUGACGCAUCCUGGCAGUCAACAUAGCAAAAGCAAGGUUGAGGUCGACACAUCGGACAUGCAAAGCUUCUUAACAAAACAGUUGGAGGUCCUAGAACAGUUGAAAAUUGAAGAUGAGAAAGAUCGCACAGCUAAACCAGUGCCCCAGCUUGAGAUGUCACCGCUAGACGAUAAUGGCCGAGUGAAUGAGCACAUCGGGCCUGUCCAAUUCAAUAUGGGCGGAAUUCAGGUGGAUGCUGAUGAUAUGUUAAGGAAACUCAAGGAGAGAGAGGCCAACCGAUCCCAGAGAAAGGAUACCCUUUCAGCACCCCCUGGCGAGAAAUCGCACAACCAAGCACUGGCAAACUUCUUUGCGGGCUUGGUCAAGAAGCCUGGCGGAAGCCCUCGCGGGAGCCCAUCGGCAUAG